AUGGCGGAGCUGCGGGAGCUGCUGCGGGCGCGCUUCGGGCGGCGCUUUGCGGACGCCCUGCUGCGCGCUUUGCCUCCCUCGCCCCACGGACUGCCCACGGGACGCGGCUCUGACGGUGCACCCCACGCUGGUGACGCGGGCCGAGGGCGGGUGGGCGACGUGCCGCGUGGGAGAGCAGGGCGCGCCCUCCAGCGAGGCCGACGGGCUGGUGCUGCAGUGCUGCCGCGCCGCGGCCGACUUCGUGGUCACCACCGGGGAGGAACUGCCGGCGGGAGCCGGGCCUGCUGGCCUCCGUGCAGGGCCGGCACGCGGCGGCCCUCCGGCGCUGGCGGGCAGAGCUGCGGGCCCCGCGCCGGGGCGAGGAGCCCCGGCCGGUGCUCCUCACGCGGAGCCUGCCCCGGCUGCUCGCCCCAUGCCCGCCAUACUGUGCGGCCGGGCAUCUUCAUCGGCGGCGGGGGCCCGCCGCUGGUCUUCACGCCCGCGGGGGCGGCGGCGGCGGCCAGGGCCGCGCUCCGGGGGCAGGCGCGGUGCGAGGCGGAGGUCGUGGCGCUCCCGGCCGCGAGACUCAGCCUGAGCUCUGUCCUGCGGCACCUCCGAGUGGAAGCCCCGGGCGCUGCCGUGAGCGUCGAGGCGGGGCCCUCUUCCACGAGAGGGCUCUACGGGCGCGGGUGCCGUGACGUGGGGGUGCUGCUGGUGACGGAGUACCAGCCCGCUGCGGAAGCUGUGCGCGGUCCGCCGGCUCGCCCUCCUCCGGUCUGCCAGACGCUGCUGCCGAGGGCCGACAUGGAGGCGGCGUACGAGCUGGUCGCCGCCGCCUCCCUCGCUGGCGGCGCCGUGCCAGGUGCCCCUGCCGAGGCGGCGAGUCCGGGCACCUGGACCUUCAAGGUCUUCUGCCGGAGCGCGGCCACUUCCUCCGAGUGA
This is a messenger RNA of Prorocentrum cordatum, 921 nucleotides long. The record is from the annotation of a GenBank genome assembly. NCBI's taxonomy places the organism in Eukaryota, Dinophyceae, Prorocentrales, Prorocentraceae.